GCCACAUACUCUUGGAAAUGGCGCAAGAUUUGGAAAGACAAGGAUAUGUAUACUCAGUGGUGGAGCUUAAGAACAAGAUGCAUAACUUGACGACACGGUACCGAAAGGAGAAACAAAAGGUAGGACCAACAGGCGGUUCACCCUCGAACUGGAAUCUUUUUCAAGAAAUACAAUCCUUAUUGGCUCCAUAUAAAAGUUAUCACACAGAAGGUCUAUUGGUCGACAGUGUAAAUAACAUAAACUCCCAGUCGUUGUGUUCAAUCCCGGGUUCACCAUUGCCAUCACCAUCAGCGUAUUCUGCUUCACCGCUGCCAUCGCCAUCAAUUGCUGCCACUUCGCCGCUGCCAUCACCAUCCAUUCCUAUAACUUCUCCGCUGCCAUCACCAUCCAUACCUGUAAUUUCGCCGGUCCCAUCACCACCCAUAACUAUAGCUUCGCCGCUGCCAUCGCCAAAUAUGUCGGAAGAUUCACCGGCACCAUCGACUUCCGCUAGAGCUAGAAGGAAAGAGGAAUUAGCUAAUUUAUUCAAAAGGGUGGAGAGGAAUAUUGAAACAAUUCAAAAAGAUAUAAAAUCUACGUCGGAAAAGUUUGUUUCUAUUGAAGAGGAGAAAAAAGAAAUUUUAAAAUGGUAUGUGAAGAAUGAAGCUGAGGUGCAAAAGGCACUAAUAGAGUUUCUGAAAAGGCCAUAAGUUUCAGAAAAUGGAAUGAAAACAGUACACUUAAGAGUACAGUCAGAGUUAAAAGUUAGUACAUAUGUAUACACCUUAUUCUUUUAUAAUAUUCAAAGUGUUUUUGAUGAAAAAAGUUUUUCAAUAAUUUUUUAUUAAAAUUUUCAAGAUUUCAGAAUUUUUAAAAACUUUUGAGGUAUGCAAUAAGAAAGUGCAGGUUCCAAGUGCCUGAAAAUUUCCGUUCAUUUUAAAUAAUUUUUGUGUAAACCGUAUAGCGUAUUUCCUUCCAUACAAAAAUUCAUAUUGCAUGUACGCUCUCUCUAUUAUAUCUGCGUACACCCUUGUUUUUUUAAACAUUCACAAUGUUUUGCA
Molecule: messenger RNA, 1040 nt
Organism: Rhagoletis pomonella (apple maggot)
Lineage: Eukaryota; Metazoa; Arthropoda; Insecta; Diptera; Tephritidae
Product: proline-rich protein 12-like
Exons: 3
Coding region: 18-689 (223 amino acids)
Source: RefSeq, a predicted model, not a curated record